Messenger RNA from Oryzias latipes (Japanese medaka), 2582 nucleotides. Its product is annotated as calpain-9. Gene Ontology annotation, molecular function: calcium ion binding; calcium-dependent cysteine-type endopeptidase activity. Gene Ontology annotation, cellular component: cytoplasm. The record is from RefSeq and is a predicted model, not a curated record. Gene Ontology annotation, biological process: proteolysis. Lineage: Eukaryota; Metazoa; Chordata; Actinopteri; Beloniformes; Adrianichthyidae.
GCGCGAGGUCGGGCAGGUAGACAUGAGGAGGUCCAGGACUUCGUCGUCGGGGAGCUCCCUCCCGCCGCUGGACGAGGACGUGACCCCCAUGGAGGAGGAGGACGGGAACGAGCUGCUGGGGUCCCAGUCCCGCCGCUGGCUGGCGGACCUGCUCAGCGGGGACCUGGCGGCGCCGGCCGCGGACGGGGUGACCUUGGGCCGUGACGGGCUGUUCGUGGACUACCAGUUCCCCGUGGGGGAGCUGGAGAUGCAGGCGGGACUGAAGUGGAAGCGACCGAAGGAGCUUUGUUCCUCGCCGCAGUUCAUCAUCGACGGAGCGUCACGGCUGGACAUCGUUCAGGGAAAACUCAGUGACUGCUGGCUGCUGGCUGCCAUAGCGUCCUUGGCGAUGCAUCGAUCUCUGCUGAAGAAGGUGGUUCCUCUUCAUCAGAGCUUUGAGGAGGACUACAACGGCAGCUUCGUCUUCAGGUUCUGGCAGUACGGUCAGUGGGAGGAGGUGAGGAUCGACGACCUGCUGCCCACGGAGAACGACAAGCUGGUCUACCUGAGCUCGCCGGAGAGACGCGAGUUCUGGAGCUCGCUGCUGGAGAAGGCCUACGCCAAGCUGAAAGGAGGCUACAGAGCUCUGGACAUGGGCUUCCCUCAUGAGGCCAUGGUGGACAUGACGGGCGGCGUGACGGAGGUUUUCAGCAUCGCCUCUUUACCCAGAAACCUGCUGGAGUUUCUCGAUUACCUGCUGUCCAAAGGAGCCCUCAUAAACUGUGCCAACUCCCAUGGCGUGACGGAGACCAUGAACGACCUGGGUAUUCUGUUCAGACACGCCUACGCUCUGACUGCGGUGGAGAAGGUGAAGACCACGAAUGGCCCCGUGGACUUGGUGCGGAUUCUCAAUCCCUGGGGUAGAACAGAGUGGAAAGGACCAUGGAGCGACUUAGGAAGUCCAGAGUGGCAGACGGUGAGUUUGGAGGAGCAGAGGCGCCUGGACCGGGUCAGCCGUGAGGAUGGCGAGUUCUGGAUGUCGAUCUCGGACUUCCGGCAGAACUUCGAGGUGAUGGAAGUGUGUCACCUGACCGAGUGUCUGGGCGAGCCGGGCUCCAGUGUGCUGCCGUGGAGCUGCGUGAUGCAUCAUGGGAACUGGGUGCCACGCAUCACAGCGGGAGGAGGUCCUCACCACAGUCUGUUCUGGCAGAACCCUCAGUUCCUCCUGGUUCUGUCGGAGGUGGACAGCAAGCCGCGCCACGCUCAGAAGACCUGCUCUUUUGUCUUGGCUCUGAUGCAGAAACACCAGAGGCGCAGGGGCAUUAGCCUCUCCAUCGGCAUGCACGUUUACCCGACUCGAGCUCAGACCCCAUACCUGACUCCGGACGAGCUCCGCAUGCUCCAGCCGGUCCUCCUCAUCCAGCACUCCUCCCGCCGGGAGGUCGUCCUCCGCGGCUCCCUACCCCCCGGUCGCUACAUCAUCGUCCCCUCCACCCUGGAGCCCAACCAGGAGGGGGCGUUCCUCCUGCGGGUGCUGACGGAGCGGGGAAACGCCGCCACCUUGGCUCGUAAUCCGGCACCAGAUGUCUCCUUGUCAUUAACGGAGCCUUCAGUUCCUCACCAGUCGGCGCUUCCGUCAGUGCAGGCCGUCGGGCAGCUGUUUAAGAAGCACAGCAACAAGAGAGGAUUCUGUAAACCGCUGCACCUCCUAAACCUGCUGACUGAGGCCAUCCAGGGAGGAGUGUUGGCUGGAAGUGAGAAGUACUUGUCGCUGGAGCACUGCAAGAGUCUGGUGGUCCUCAUGGAUAGACAAGGAAUCGCUCAGCUCAACUGGCCGGAGUUUCAGUGUCUGUGGGACAAGAUCAGGAGGUGGACGGACAUAUUUCUGAUGUUUGACAAAAACAAAACAAAACACCUCGAGUAUCAGGAGGUCAAACCUGCUCUGAUGGAAGCGGGCAUCAAGGUGGACGACUUGGUGAUGCAGCUGGUCGGACUGCGAUACACAGAGCCCGACAUGACGGUCAGUUUCCCAGGUUUCCUGUACCUGAUGAUGAAGAUGGAGAGCAUGAUCCAUAAAUUUCAGUCGUACGACAUGAUGGGAAUGGGAACAGUGAACAUCAGCUUCAGACAGUGGCUCCACAUAACCAUGUACAACUGAUGGUGGCGGAUUCUCCAGGAUCUACUUUGUUAUUGUCCUCAACCCCUCCGGUGGUGCAGCGUCUGUGCUGCUGUGUGCUUGUCAGCCGCCAACACCCGGAACAAAAUCUGUCCGUUGUUGCCAAAGGCAUGAGAACAAGGAGCUAACAUGAACGUCGCCGUUUUCUUUUCUUGGAAUGUGAGCACAUGGUCCAACAGUAACGUCUUCAAAAACUUUUCUUUCUUCUUCUCUGUCUGUUUGAACCCAUUAUUCUGUGUUGAGAGGGACACCCGGCCUCAAACUGAAACAAAACCCUGACGAUACCUUCAUGCUUCCUCAUGAAGUACACCCGAUUACAAGCCAGGUUGAUCAAGAACGAGUUAAGAUUCAGUUUCCUGUAAAAGAAAAUUCAAUGUUUUUUUCUCUAAAUCAUUUUGAUUAAUAAAAAUCUUUUUUUUUAAAAAGG